GGCAGCACCGGCCAACGCGUGCAGCCGGCAAGUGCAAUAGGUGCGUUUGCUUACUAACAACAACUGAUGCAGCUAAUGCCGUUGCGCUGGGCAACUAAUACCUUGUUUUAAAGGAAAAGCACAAACAUGUCUUCCAGAGCUAAACAACGGAAUGCCGCGAACUCUGCCGAAUCGGCAACGCUGACCGUCAACGAAAGGAUACUCAGGGAUUGCCACGCUCUCUACGUCGACCCCGAUAAUGGGCUGGUGAAGAUCGCCGAGUCCCUAGGCCAGACGCUCCUUCCGCCGCGCAGGAAGAUCGUCGUUCUACUCAUCGGCAACCACUCGGCUGGCAAGAGCACCUUCAUCAACUGGUACAUCGAGGAACAUGUGCAGAAGACCGGGGUCGCCAUCGAAACCCAAGGCUUCGCGCUCGUCACGAGCGGGAAGAAGCGGGAGUCGCUCACGGGGAAUGCCACCUUACACCUUUACCCACACUUCAAGCCACUACAGAAGAUUAAAGGUGUGGUGGAUUACCUGACCACGGAGAUUUCCACUUCAAGGCAGAAGAGGUUUAGCCUGGUAACAUUUAUUGACACGCCGGGAUUGGUUGAUGGUGACAUGAAGUAUCCGUACGACGUCAACCACACGAUCCUCUGGCUAGGUCAGAUGGCCGAUCUCAUCUUUGUGUUCUUUGACCCCAUUGGUCAAGCCCUGUGCAAGCGCACCCUCAACAUUGUCGAAGAACUUAACGACAGAUUUGUUGACAAGAUGCGGUUCUACUUGAGCAAAGCAGACGAGGCGGGCCAUGAAGCCGACAGGCAGAAAGUCAUGAUGCAGAUUGUCCAGGAGCUGUGCAAGCGGCCAGGCCUAAACCGAUGUGGGUUCGACAUGCCGGCCAUCUACAUUCCAGAUGCAAGCAAGCAAGUAGUGCGCUGCGUCAACCAAAUUGAAGCGGUGUGCAAGGACAUUGAGAAAACCAUCAACCAGACCGUGCAGAAUGCACUCAACUCUCUCGAGCAUGACUGUGAACGACUCUGCAAUGAAGUGUCACUCAGAAUUAGCCAGGACAACAAGGCGAGGUCAGACAACUUCAGCACGGGGGGCAGGGGCCUGUGCCUCGGACUGUUUGGCCUCGCGCUGCCAUCCCUGCUUCUGCUCAACCUGGCCCUCCGCAGCGCACCCGAGGAGCUACUCUUCUCAUACCUGGGGACAGGCACCGUCGAGUUCCUCUUCCUCUUUACUCUUCCCCUGCAGAUAUUAUCAGGCCUGCUACCAGACUCCAUCCGGCUGGGCGUGAUGGUUGCCCUUUUUGCUGUGUCCAUCAUCUUUUUAGUUCUCGCCAAGUGGCAGUCAAGGCUCAAGCCUAUACUGACGAGGCAGCAGAAGCGUACGCUCUCCGAAGCCCAAAGCUACCUCACAACUUAUGUGAAGCCUAAGAAGCAACGACUGUAUGAAGAGUACCUCAGGCAAAGCGUGGCAGACUAUGACUUGUGAUACAGCCACUGUGGCUGUUGUCCAACAUCGUCAACAUCAUAGAAUACAAUUGUUUCCUUCAUGCAAAACGUGUGACAUGUUUGUCAGAACAUAUAGGCUUCAUCAUAAUAAAUUAACAGGAAUGUUACUGUCA
Molecule: messenger RNA, 1609 nt
Organism: Dermacentor andersoni
Lineage: Eukaryota; Metazoa; Arthropoda; Arachnida; Ixodida; Ixodidae
Molecular function (GO): GTP binding; GTPase activity
Source: RefSeq, a predicted model, not a curated record